Pyrgilauda ruficollis (rufous-necked snowfinch) is the source of this 886-nucleotide messenger RNA. RefSeq names its product glutamate ionotropic receptor NMDA type subunit associated protein 1 (gene GRINA). Gene Ontology annotation, biological process: negative regulation of apoptotic signaling pathway. Gene Ontology annotation, cellular component: endoplasmic reticulum; Golgi apparatus; membrane. NCBI's taxonomy places the organism in Eukaryota, Metazoa, Chordata, Aves, Passeriformes, Passeridae. The coding region runs from base 193 to 858 and encodes 221 amino acids. The transcript has 4 exons. The record is from RefSeq and is a predicted model, not a curated record.
ACCCUGGGAGGGGGGACACUGCCCAGAGCCGUGCCAGCUGUGACACCUGGCCUUGGGGGGCACAGAGCCCCACUCCCCGUGGCUGCUGCCCCACAGAUUUGGGGGAGUUUGCCCACUGGCCGUGACCCUGGGAGGGGUGACACUGCCCAGAGUUGUGCCAGCUGUGACACCUGGCCUUGGGGGGCACUCCCCAUGUCUCCUGCGACCCCCCCUGAGCGGCGUGCCCCCCUCCCCACAGCCCCCCUGCACAGCACCUACCACGAGGACGGGCCCCCCUCCUACUAUGACAACCAGGACUUCCCGUCGGCGCACUGGGACGACAAGAGCAUCCGGCAGGCCUUCAUCCGCAAGGUGUUCCUGGUGCUCACGCUGCAGCUGACCGUCACCUUCGCCUUCGUGACCGUCUUCACCUUCGUCAAAGGCGUGCGGGGCUUCGUGCAGCGCAACGUGUGGACGUACUACGUGUCCUACGCCGUGUUCUUCAUCUCCCUCAUCGUCCUCAGCUGCUGCGGAGACUUCCGCCGCAAGCACCCCUGGAACCUCGUGUCCCUGUCCAUCCUGACUGUCAGCCUGUCCUACAUGGUGGGGAUGAUCGCCAGCUUCUACGACACCGAGGCCGUCAUCAUGGCUGUGGGCAUCACCGUCGUCGUCUGCUUCACCGUCGUCAUCUUCUCCCUGCAGACCAAGUACGACUUCACCUCGUGCCGGGGCGUGCUCAUCAUCUGCCUCGUGGUGCUCGUGCUCUUCUCCAUCCUCUGCAUCUUCAUCCGGAACCGCAUCGUGGACAUCGUCUACGCCUCGCUGGGGGCCCUGCUCUUCACCUGCGUGAGUCGGGGGGCUGGCACCCCCAGCUGCUGAGGGGGGGAGUGCUGCCAGCACCCUUGGG